Molecule: messenger RNA, 576 nt
Organism: Talaromyces proteolyticus
Lineage: Eukaryota; Fungi; Ascomycota; Eurotiomycetes; Eurotiales; Trichocomaceae
Exons: 1
Coding region: 1-576 (191 amino acids)
Molecular function (GO): oxidoreductase activity, acting on the CH-OH group of donors, NAD or NADP as acceptor
Source: RefSeq, a predicted model, not a curated record
AUGUCAACGAAGUUCGCGUGUUAUAACCGCUCAACUAGGAAUGCUGCUAUCAUUACUGGGAGGACGAUUCUUGCAGCUUCUGAACAGGUUAUUCGGUCCACGUUCGACAUUAAUGUCUUUGGCGCGCUCUCCUGUCUCAAGUUAUUCCUCCCAGCCAUGAUUGCAGCAAAUCGCGGCCAUACGCUUGUAAUGUCAUCCGCUACUGCUUUCCUCACUGUAAGUAGUGUGGUAGAUAAUUCGGCUAGCAAGGCAGCUGUAACAACAAUUGUGGAGGGUUUACGGACUGAGUUGAAGCAUAAACAUGGAAAUUCCCAUGUGAAGUUAAGCGCUUAUUUUCCCGGUACCAUCUCGACUACUCUGUUUCAAGGCAUUGUACAGCCGGCCCCGGAUUUUAUGUUGCCUAUACUGCACCCCGACGAAGUCGCAAACAGAAUAAUCUGUCCCCUCCAGAGAGGAGAAAGGUAUGUGGUCACAUCUUACAUUAAAAAUGAAGCCAUAGGGAAAAUAAACAUGUUCUCCGGCGCUGAUAGAAUUUCGGAUAUAUUAGCGAAAUUGUUACAAUACCAAGAGUCAUGA